AGCGCGGCGCUGCAGCGCGAGGGGCGGAGAGGCAGAGCGCCGAGAGAGGACCAGACGCCCAGGUCGCCGCAUCCCGGUGCCGCAGGAGAGAGGAAGCGCGCCUCGGCCCUGCUCCCCGGCCUUCGCCCGCCUCAGCUUGCUGAACCCCCAGAGACCGAGCACCUGCCCUCCGCCCGGGCCUCAGCUGAGCCCCUCUCCUCCCGGCGCACACGCGACCCCUGCAGCCGAGGUGCCCCAGCCCCACGCCGGCGACCACCAUGGCCGAGACCAACAACGAAUGUAGCAUCAAGGUGCUCUGCCGAUUUCGGCCCCUGAAUCAGGCCGAGAUUCUGCGGGGGGACAAGUUCAUUCCCAUUUUCCAAGGGGACGACAGCGUCGUUAUUGGGGGGAAGCCAUAUGUCUUUGACCGUGUAUUUCCCCCAAACACGACUCAGGAGCAAGUUUAUCAUGCCUGUGCCAUGCAGAUUGUCAAAGAUGUCCUAGCUGGCUACAACGGCACCAUUUUUGCUUAUGGACAGACAUCCUCAGGGAAGACACAUACCAUGGAGGGAAAGCUGCAUGACCCCCAGCUGAUGGGAAUCAUUCCCCGAAUUGCCCGAGACAUCUUCAACCACAUCUACUCCAUGGACGAGAAUCUUGAGUUCCACAUCAAGGUCUCUUACUUUGAGAUUUACCUGGACAAAAUCCGUGACCUUCUGGAUGUGAGCAAGACAAACCUGUCGGUACACGAGGAUAAGAACCGGGUGCCGUUUGUCAAGGGUUGUACUGAGCGCUUUGUGUCCAGCCCGGAGGAGAUUUUAGAUGUGAUCGAUGAAGGGAAGUCAAAUCGUCACGUGGCCGUCACCAACAUGAAUGAACACAGCUCUCGAAGCCAUAGCAUCUUCCUCAUCAACAUCAAGCAGGAGAACAUGGAGACUGAGCAGAAGCUGAGUGGGAAGCUGUAUCUAGUGGACCUGGCAGGAAGCGAGAAGGUCAGCAAGACUGGAGCUGAGGGAGCCGUGCUGGACGAGGCCAAGAAUAUCAACAAGUCCCUGUCGGCCCUGGGGAACGUGAUCUCUGCGCUGGCUGAGGGCACGGUGAGUGCUCGUUGGGGUCCUCACCCCAUCUUCUGCCUUCUCCUAAUGCCCUCACCUCAUCAUGCCUGAUUCAUGAGUUGCUCCACCCCUAGUGACGCGGAGACCAAGUCGACGCUGAUGUUCGGGCAGCGGGCAAAGACCAUUAAGAACACUGCCUCCGUGAAUCUGGAGUUGACUGCUGAGCAGUGGAAAAAGAAAUAUGAGAAGGAGAAGGAGAAGACAAAGGCUCAGAAGGAGACGAUUGCGAAGCUGGAGGCAGAGCUGAGCCGCUGGCGCAGCGGAGAGAACGUGCCUGAGACCGAGCGCCUGGCCGGGGAGGAUGCUGCCCUGGGCACCGAGCUCUGCGAGGAGACACCUGUGAACGACAACUCCUCCAUCGUGGUGCGCAUCGCGCCCGAGGAGCGGCAGAAGUAUGAAGAGGAGAUCCGCCGCCUGUACAAGCAGCUUGAUGACAAGGAUGAUGAGAUCAACCAGCAGAGCCAACUCAUAGAGAAGCUCAAGCAGCAGAUGCUGGACCAGGAAGAGCUGCUGGUGUCCACUCGAGGAGACAAUGAGAAGGUCCAGCGGGAGCUGAGCCACCUGCAGUCAGAGAAUGACGCCGCGAAGGAUGAGGUGAAGGAAGUGCUGCAGGCUCUGGAGGAGCUGGCCAUGAACUACGACCAGAAGUCCCAGGAGGUGGAGGAGAAGAGCCAGCAGAACCAGCUUCUGGUGGAUGAGCUGUCUCAGAAGGUGGCCACCAUGCUGUCCCUGGAGUCCGAGUUGCAGCGGCUGCAGGAGGUCAGUGGACACCAGCGAAAACGGAUUGCUGAGGUGCUGAACGGGCUGAUGAAGGACCUGAGUGAGUUCAGUGUCAUCGUGGGCAACGGGGAGAUUAAGCUGCCAGUGGAGAUCAGCGGGGCCAUUGAGGAGGAGUUCACGGUGGCCCGACUCUACAUCAGCAAAAUCAAAUCUGAAGUCAAGUCUGUGGUCAAGCGGUGCCGGCAGCUGGAGAACCUUCAGGUCGAGUGUCACCGCAAGAUGGAAGUGACUGGGCGGGAGCUCUCAUCCUGCCAGCUCCUCAUCUCCCAGCAUGAGGCCAAGAUCCGCUCCCUGACAGAAUACAUGCAGAGCGUGGAACUCAAGAAACGGCACCUGGAAGAGUCCUAUGACUCCCUGAGUGAUGAGCUGGCCAAGCUCCAGGCCCAAGAAACUGUGCACGAGGUGGCCCUGAAGGACAAGGAGCCAGACACGCAGGACACAGAAGACGUGAAGAAGGCCCUGGAGCUGCAGAUGGAGAGCCACCGGGAAGCCCAUCACCGGCAGCUGGCCCGGCUCCGGGACGAGAUCAAUGAGAAGCAGAAGACCAUCGAUGAGCUCAAAGACCUGAAUCAGAAACUCCAGUUAGAGCUGGAGAAGCUCCAGGCUGACUAUGAGAAGCUGAAGAAUGAAGAGCAUGAGAAAAGCACCAAGCUCCAGGAGCUGACAUUUCUCUACGAGCGACACGAGCAGUCCAAGCAGGACCUCAAGGGUCUGGAGGAGACAGUUGCCCGGGAACUCCAGACCCUCCACAACCUUCGCAAACUGUUCGUUCAAGACGUCACGACUCGAGUCAAGAAAAGUGCAGAAAUGGAGCCCGAGGACAGUGGGGGGAUUCACUCCCAAAAGCAGAAGAUUUCCUUUCUUGAGAACAACCUGGAACAGCUUACAAAGGUUCACAAACAGCUGGUACGUGACAAUGCAGAUCUGCGUUGUGAGCUUCCUAAACUGGAAAAACGACUUAGGGCUACGGCUGAGAGAGUUAAGGCCCUGGAGGGUGCAUUGAAGGAGGCCAAGGAGGGCGCCAUGAAGGACAAGCGCCGGUACCAGCAGGAGGUGGACCGCAUCAAGGAGGCCGUGCGGUACAAGAGCUCCGGCAAGCGGGGCCACUCUGCCCAGAUUGCCAAACCCGUCCGGCCUGGCCACUACCCGGCAUCUUCACCCACCAACCCCUAUGGCACCCGGAGCCCCGAGUGCAUCAGUUACACCAACAGCCUCUUCCAGAACUACCAGAACUUGUACCUGCAGGCCGCGCCUAGUUCCACCUCAGACAUGUACUUCGCAAACUCCUGUACCAGCAGUGGGGCCACAUCUUCUGGCGGCCCCUUGACUUCCUACCAGAAGGCCAACAUGGACAAUGGAAAUGCCACAGAUAUCAAUGACAAUAGGAGUGACCUGCCUUGCGGCUACGAGGCUGAGGACCAGGCCAAGCUGUUCCCUCUCCACCAAGAGACGGCGGCCAGCUAAUCUACGGGGGCUGCCGCGGACCUGCACUUUCAGUUUCUAAGAGGGACUGAGGCCUCUUCUCUCAGCAUGCUGCAAACCUGUGGUCUCUGAUACUCACUCCCUCCCCAACAACCCCUGUUGUUCGACUGUACUAUGUUUGAUGUCUUCUCUUCCUCUAUCUAUCUUUGUACUCUGUAUCUAUAUAUCAAAAGCUGCUAUGUCUCUCUCUCUCUCCUCUCUGUCUUACUCUCUAGUAUCUAAUGAUGUAUUUAGCAAUUUCUAAGCAUAGUAUACCCUCCUCAUUUGGGGCCAUAGGGAGGAGGGUCAGUGUUUCUUCUCUCUCUCAUAUAUGCGUCUCUCACACUGAGUGGUGUUAGUCAUGGAGAUGAUUAAAAAAAGGAAAAUGGGCGCUGGAGGGCUGUGAUCCUUCACAAACACACACACGCAUGCACACGAAGCCUUAAGCAGAAGAAUGUCUUAGCAUCAUAAGAUACAGAAAUAGCCUCUUCUUCCCUCCUCUUCCACGUUUAGCACAGAGGAGGAUAAAAUGGAAGGACUGCUUGAAUUAUACAGAGAAUUUUCUUCAGACACCCCUCACCUGAACCGAGGGGUCUGGGUGUGCACCUCUGCCCCUUGAAGUCUGCCUUUUGCCUCCUUCCUAUUCCUCCUAGAAAACCAAGAACAUGGACUGCUCAAGGGACCACUUCCCUUUCUCCCUGAAACUCCUAUUGACAUUCUCUAUCCCAGAGCUCCUGACUAGAAGCCAAAGCUGCUUAAAAUGAUUUUGCAAAGUUAAGGAGGCCAACCUCUUCCCAACAGUCUAUCAGAUGGUUGCUCACCUGUCCACAGGGAUAGUUCUAGCCAAGCAGAAGCAGUAGGAUUGCUUCUUUGGCUUUGGGGGUGUAGACAGGCUGGAAAAUUACUAAGUUUUUUGCCGUAGUGAUGAGCUGGAUUCCUUUCUCUGUCCCAUAUUGGGCUGCAUGUUCUUCCAUGUCUCCACCUUUGGUGUGGGGGCUUCCAGUUCACUGGCAAAAUAGCUAUCUCGAAAUGCCUUCCUUUCAGACUGCAGCCUGACUUUUCCCUGAUGAUAUACAUUAAAAAACUUUUUUUCAAAGAAUUCCUUCUAUAAUGUCCUUAUCAGGCAUUAAGUGCACUUUAAAGAAAGGGGCAGGGCAACUUUUCCAGAGGUGGAGGAGCCCAAGGGCUGGACCCGGGAUAUGGUGGGGGGGCCUCCCCUGCUCCCAUGUAAUUGACAGGACUAUGGUUUUGUUUUCAUAUCCUUUCCUACCACAUGGUGCUAAGGGGGCUUUCCAGGUAACUGCAGGGGUGCAGAGUGGAGGUCACAAGCCAGUCCAAAUCAAGAAAGAGUCCAGAUAGCCUGUCUUAUCUGGGAUGGAAGAACAGGGUAGCAGACCACCCAUCACCUAGUUUCUUAACCAGGAAAGAAAGCUCAGUGUGAGUGCCAGCUGGUAAAUACAGGCUGUCGUGGCCCAUGACUCUGUCAAGGGAAGGAGUCCCUUCUCCCUUUGCCUGUUGGGCCUUUCAGCAACUAAAGAGAAAUGCAGGGAAAAAAAAUAUACCAGAGGGGUAUGGAAUAAAUCCAAGGCGGUGAUAUUCAAAUGUUUUUCAGAACCAAUCUCAUAAUAGAACCCUGAUAUAAAGAGUAACUAGAAGUGA
Molecule: messenger RNA, 4994 nt
Organism: Odocoileus virginianus texanus
Lineage: Eukaryota; Metazoa; Chordata; Mammalia; Artiodactyla; Cervidae
Source: RefSeq, a predicted model, not a curated record